This is a messenger RNA of Osmerus eperlanus (European smelt), 2233 nucleotides long. RefSeq names its product PIN2 (TERF1) interacting telomerase inhibitor 1 (gene pinx1). Lineage: Eukaryota; Metazoa; Chordata; Actinopteri; Osmeriformes; Osmeridae. Bases 113 to 1408 code for a protein of 431 amino acids. The record is from RefSeq and is a predicted model, not a curated record. The transcript has 7 exons. Gene Ontology annotation, molecular function: nucleic acid binding; telomerase inhibitor activity. Gene Ontology annotation, cellular component: nucleolus.
AUUGUAUUUGGAAUAAAUGCAUUCGAAUUCUAAAUAAAAUGAUAUAAUAAAUCAUUUUACACAGGCAAUUCUAAGACUCACAGGACCUGUCCACGUGUUUAAAGACCUCAAGAUGUCCAUGCUUGCGGAACCCAGGAGAAAGCAGAAGUGGUCUGUUGAUCCGAGGAACAGCGCCUGGAGUAAGGAUGAGUCGAAAUUUGGCCAGAAGAUGCUCGAGCGGAUGGGCUGGUCGAAGGGCAAGGGAUUGGGGAGAACAGAGCAGGGGUCAACAGAACACAUUAAGGUCAAGGUGAAGAACAACAACCUGGGUCUGGGAACUGCUGCCAACCACGAGGACAAUUGGAUUGCUCAUCAAGAUGACUUCAACCAGCUUCUAGCCGAUCUGAACAACUGCCAUGGUCAAAAUGACAGCAAAGAGCCCCCGACAGAAGAGAAGCAGAGUUUUAGUCUGGAGGAAAAGUCAAAGACAUCCAAAAAGAGGGUCCAUUACAUGAAGUUUACCAAGGGAAAGGACCUGUCCAGUCGCAGUGACACUGACCUGGCCUGUAUCUUUGGGAAGAGGGCGACGCACUCUAAAACCCAGAAGGAGGAGAGCAGUGGUUCUGAUUCCCAGGGCGAGAAGGAGGAGGAGGAGGAGCAAAAGGCCUCCUUGACCCCUGACCCUGAUGUGGAGUCCAUAACAAAGACCGUCACCAGCACCCUCACCAUGCAGGAGUACUUUGCCCAGCGGAUGGCUCUCCUGAGGAAGGGUCGGGAUGAGACUCAGGAUCCUGCCUCCAGCGGAGGACCAGCGGAGGACUACAGUGAGACACAGGCCCCAACAGAGACCUACAACUACAUUCAGAACACCACAGAUGACACAGAACAACCCAAGUCCAAGAAGAAGAAGAAGAAGAAAAGAGAGGAGACGGCAGAGGUGGUGGAGGAAGCGAAGGAGGAGGAAGUGUGUGCAGUCUGUCCUAUAGUGGUGGACUGUGAGGACCAGGAGACCCCCUCACAGAAAAAGAAAAAGAGAAAGCGAGCAGAGAAGGAAGACCUGCUGUCUGAGAACUGCAACGCAACUCCCGAUCAGGAACAGAACUGCGAGGAGGAGCAGACUCCAACUCAGAAGAAGAAGAAAAAGAAACGGAAAGAAACGAGUGCUGAAACCGAUUUAGUUAAUGGACAAGAACCAACUGAAAAUGAAACUGAGGACCAAAAGGUUGUAAACAAAAAGAAAAAGAAGAAACAGAGGGAACAUGUGGAGGAGGUUGUAGUUGUGGACGACAAUGACGAGGUGGUUGAGAUUGUGGAUGACGACAACGUGGUUGAGAUUGUGGACGACAAUGACGAGGUGGUUGAGAUAGUGAAGAGAAAAUCCAAAAAGGACAAGAAGAAGAAAAAGAAUGCAACAAUAGCAUCGUCUUAGAUACUUUCUGAAUUUUGGUGUCUGAUACAUUUGUUUCCUGAUGGUGUGAAUGAGCGACAAAGACGUGAUUGGUCAGCCUCCCUUAUCUGCAAAGGAAUGUUCAGAUGCAGCGAACUAGUGUCCCAGACACCAACUUGGUGCUUCUCUUCCCCAUCCAUUCUGAUAAAUAAACGUAUAUUUCAUCCUACUGAAUUCAUACGCACUUGAGACAUUGAAAAUGGGUUAAGUGGCAAGUUGGUCAGGCCAGAGAGUCAUCAAUGUUUUUAGGACAAAAAAAUCUGAUGAGUUUAUAUUUGAUGAGCAAUACCUUCUAGUGCAGAGGACUAAAUAAAAAUAUAUGACAUCAAAUCAAAAUGUAUUUGUAUAGCCCUUUUUACAAGAAAUGUCACAAAGGGCUUCACAUACGCCCAUAGAACUGCCAUCACAAUUUUAUUUAAAGAAAAAUACAGCUGUAUUGUCUUAAUAAAAUACCAUGUUGUGAAUAAUAAUCUCUGCAGUAUCAAUCAAAAUAAAGUUUGAUUCAAGGGCAGGAUAUAAGAUUUGAAUAUAAUUUCAUUAAACUAUUCAAACCUUGUUCAGCGUCAUUUGCAUCAUGUCAAUCACAGCUUUAUAAUGUCGUCCUUUCAACACCCUAUGUGGAUGUGAGGCUACAAUACAAAGAGAGCGAGGGUGGUAUGUUGACAAAUGACUACUGUCAUGUUUCCAUGACAAACAUUUUACUGUGUAGAUGUUUCCUGGUUACUGCUACUGUUUUACAUGUAAUGGCUGAAUUAUGUGGUCAGUCUUUCCAAUGUCUAAUCCUGUUAUUAUAAAUUAAAAGUUGCC